This is a messenger RNA of Coccidioides posadasii C735 delta SOWgp, 857 nucleotides long. NCBI's taxonomy places the organism in Eukaryota, Fungi, Ascomycota, Eurotiomycetes, Onygenales, Onygenaceae. The record is from RefSeq and is a predicted model, not a curated record.
UGAAAUCUCGCAUACACUGUGAACUAUUCGACUCGGGCGACGAACCUAUUGAAAACGUCUAUCAUGGCAGCAAAAGCUAUCGCUGUCAUCGCUGGUGUGGGCCCGGGAACGGGCGCUUCUAUUGCCCGUCGCUUUGCCAAGUCUUACGUGGUAGCCUUACUAGCCCGUAAUCCGGACAAUUAUCAACCUGUUGUUCAGGAAAUUUCUUCCAGUGGCGGACGCGCUGUUGGGAUCAGCACCGAUGUAUCGGAUGGCAACAGUGUUAAGAGUGCGUUUGCUGAAAUAGCCAAGGCGUUUCCAAAUAUGCCGCUUGCCGCGGCGAUCUAUAAUGUUGGCGGCGGACUGCCGAGAAAGCCCUUUUUAGAGCUUUCAGAAGACGAAUUCAAGGCUGGAUUUUCGAGCAAUGGGCUAGGGGCAUUUCACUUUUCCCAGGAGGCCAUUCCGCUGCUUUUGAAGGCCUUGGAUUUAGAGCAUCCGCCUACACUAAUUUUUACAGGAGCAACCGCAAGCUUGAGAGGUUCUGCGGGAGUUGCACCAUUUUCAACCGGAAAGUUUGCACUCCGUGCGCUAUCUCAGUCCCUGGCUCGCGAAUUUGGGCCUCAGGGAAUACACGUUAGCCAUGUUGUUGUCGAUGGAAUUAUCGAUAUUGAGCGCACAAAGCACAUCAAGCUCGAUGCACCGGACGCGAAGCUUAGCCCAGAUUCGAUCGCGGAUACAUAUUGGUAUCUACACACACAGUCCCGAACAGCAUUCACGCAAGAGCUUGACCUACGCCCGUACAUUGAAAAGUGGUGAAUGCAGGGAAAUAACCUAGCAACUGGGAGUAACAUGACAGUGAUCAAGAUGGAGAAAGAAUA